Messenger RNA from Brassica napus (rape), 1159 nucleotides. RefSeq lists its product as uncharacterized. Lineage: Eukaryota; Viridiplantae; Streptophyta; Magnoliopsida; Brassicales; Brassicaceae. Gene Ontology annotation, molecular function: oxidoreductase activity, acting on a sulfur group of donors, disulfide as acceptor. Gene Ontology annotation, cellular component: cytoplasm. The coding region runs from base 32 to 673 and encodes 213 amino acids. The record is from RefSeq and is a predicted model, not a curated record. The transcript is spliced from 2 exons.
CAGACAGCUAAGUAAGGAAUGAAAAAGAGAGAUGGUGUUGAUUGGUUAUUGGUUAAUUGAAAAGCUAUUUACCUUUGAAGCUUAUAAAACUAGAAACAACCGAGGCUUUAUAAUCAGGCAGAUUACACAUCAUAAAACAAAACAAGAGAAAGAGAGGCAGAGAGAAAAGUUGAUCAAUAUGGAGAAAAGGGUUUUGUACGGUUUGGUAGUAAUGCUAAUGUACCUGGUGGGUGGUGGCUAUAGUCAAGGGGUAGUGGAAUGGAUACGUGACAAAGCUGAAUGGGAAGAAAUUCUGGUCAAGACGGAAAUUCACAUAGGGGUUAUGGUAACGUCCCCAUUGUGCGGUGCUCCAUGUGAUAUAGUGAACGACCAAGUGGCUCGAUUUGUUGAAACCUACGGCGACCGGAUUAAGUUCUACAAAAUCAACGUUUUGGAGACUUUGUUCUUUGCACUAGAUUACAAAAUACUCACUGUUCCAACCGUCAUAAUUUUCAAAGAGGGAACCAUAAAUCUUCGUUUCGAAAGCCUUUCCGAUUGGGGUAUGUUUUAUGAACUAUUAGUCAACUCAAGUAUACUCGACUUUCCCCCUGACCUGUCCCCGGCUCCAGCCCCAGCCCCCUCCGAUUCUGAUCCAGAUGCCGACUUGCCACCGCCUCUUCAAUCCGGCGAGUAAACUAUAGUCCCGUCUUGAACUAAUAACGUCAUUUUAUAUGUAUUAUUGUGUGUAACGUGUGUGUUUGCUGCUUCUACUUUAGUUUACUGCGUUAAUAAAACUUGCAGCAUAUAUAUAUAUAUAUAUGUUCACAUUAUGUUUGAUGCGUUAAUAAUAUCAUAUGUUAAUAUGAUAAGUCAUUGAAGAAGUCUAUGCUUGAUAUGAAGUGUUUAGAUCAAAGGAUUGUUAGAUAGGACUUUUAUAAUCCAACUAAUAUUAUAUGAGCAACGCAUAAAGGUAAAUAUGAUAACAAAAUUGAUCAAAUCAUCACAUCUUUGUCAAAAUCAGAUGAGAAUUUUUUUUUUUUUUUUAAAUGGCCGUAACCCUUCAAGAUGAUUUCAGUGAGUUUCAACUCUUCCAACGUGUGCACACAUUAUAGUUCCAAAAACAGAACUCAGUAAUGGAACAAGAUAGCCAACGAUGUGACUAGAUCUAUUGGCCCUUUCU